This is a messenger RNA of Salvia splendens (bonfire salvia), 823 nucleotides long. RefSeq names its product transcription factor MYB20-like. The coding region runs from base 31 to 735 and encodes 234 amino acids. The transcript is spliced from 3 exons. NCBI's taxonomy places the organism in Eukaryota, Viridiplantae, Streptophyta, Magnoliopsida, Lamiales, Lamiaceae. The record is from RefSeq and is a predicted model, not a curated record.
CUCUCUCUCUCUCUCUCUCUCUCUCAAAUCAUGGGAAGACAACCUUGUUGUGAGAAGGUGGGGCUUACACGUGGUCCUUGGACAAUCGAUGAAGAUAAUAAACUCAUGAAGUUUAUCCUAAAUAAUGGGAUACAAUGUUGGAGGCUUGUUCCAAAACUUGCAGGUUUAAUGAGAUGUGGAAAGAGCUGCAGAUUGAGAUGGAUAAACUAUUUGAGGCCGGAUUUAAAGAGAGGUGCAUUGACAGAUGCAGAAGAAGACAUGAUCAUCGAGCUCCAUUCUCGACUAGGAAAUAGGUGGUCUAAAAUAGCCACAUACUUUCCGGGAAGGACGGACAAUGAGAUUAAGAACUAUUGGAACACGAGGAUUAAGAAGAAGAUGAAGCUGAAUGGGUUGGACCCGGUAACCCACAAGCCGGUCAUCUCCAAAUCUCAUGAUUUCGAGACGAACAAGGAAGAAAUGAAGCACCAACAAAACCUUGGAUUUCAAGAGACCAUCUCAAUCCCAAGUCUAGAAUAUUAUGAUCAAAUGCAGCAUAAGACAGAAGGGUCGUCGCUCUCGAAUCAAAGCAACGACUAUUCUUCCUGCGUCACGAAUUCGGACAUGGGAAUGGGAUCUUCAAUUGUGUUCCAAAACAAGGAAUCUUUGGAGGAUUUCACUAUGGAUUCUUAUCCGAAUUUAAUGGAGAAUCCGUUUUUCUGGGAUUGUUUCAAUGGUCUGGGAGAGAGGUUCCCAUGAGAAGAAGUAUAAAAUGAGAAUUUUUAUUGGUAUUGUUGGUGCAAUAUGUAAAGCUCAAUAUCAAAUUUUCAUGUGAUCGACAUCACUA